Rotaria sp. Silwood2 is the source of this 4248-nucleotide messenger RNA. Lineage: Eukaryota; Metazoa; Rotifera; Eurotatoria; Philodinida; Philodinidae. The record is from the annotation of a GenBank genome assembly.
AUGGAAUCACAUCGAAAUGAUUUUGAUCAAAUAACAGUUCAUGGUCAUCAUUUAUCUGGUCAAUGUGAUGGACAAACAUCUUCGAAAAUCAAUGAAAUAACACAUCGUAUUCAACAACGAUGGACAAUUGUUCAACAACGUUUACAAGAAAUAAUUAAACCAUCACGAGAAGUUGUUGAUAUUUGGAGACAAUUUAAUAAUUCUUAUGUUCAUUUACUUGAUCGACUUGGCGAACUUGAAGGAAGAUGGUAUGCGAUACAGCGAGAAAAAUUUACUUCAGAAAUUGAUUCACUAUUCGAUAAAUCUAAAGAUUUUCAACAACGUAUUGAACAACUUGAUUUAGAAGUUACUAAAUUAAAUGAAUGUGCAAAAAAAUUAAACGAUUAUUUACCUCCUAUAGCAGCUAAAAAGAUCGAUACUCAAUAUUCUGUUAUUAAAAAUCAAUAUUCUGAAUUACAAAAUUUUCAAAAUAAACUUUUAAGUGAUUGUAAUGAAUUAAAACAUCGUGAAAAACUCUAUUUAGAUUAUUUAAAUGAACUUACACAAGCUAUUAAUCAAGCACAAACAACACUUAAAUCACAAAAACUUACAGAUGAAAAUGAAAAUUUUAAUUUAAAACAACUUCAUGAACUUGAUAAUCUUCUACAAUCAAAACAUAAUCUUAUUGAACAUUUAAAUUCAAAUGAAUUUAUUUUAUAUAUGAAACGAGGUAAACAUUUACAUGAACUUCUUAUUGAAUAUACACAUUGUAUUGAACUAAUAAAAACACGUAUAAAACAAAUUGAAAUAAAUGAAUAUAAUAAAUUAAAUUUUGAUAAACGUUGUCAAAAAUGGAAUGAUUAUAUUCAAGCUAUUGAACAAAAUUUAUCUGUUAUACAAGAAAAUAUUCAUACAAAUUAUCAUGGUUUAAUUGAAAUUGAUACAAAUUUAUCUAAUACAAUUAAUGAUUUUAAUCAAAGACAACAAGAAUUAAAAGAAUUAAUUAAUGAAGGUAAACAAAUUAUUGAUAAUCAAAAUAUUUUUAUUAAACUUGAACAACGUUGGCAAAAUAUAAUGAAUACUGUUUUAAAUAAACAAAAAGAAAUAAAAGAAUUAAUUAAACAUUGGUUAUCAUAUCAAAAUUAUUUAGAAAAUUAUUAUCGUUUAUUAAAAAGUAAAUGUGAAAUAGAACAAAAAGAAUUACAAACAGCAACUAUUAAUAUAAUCAGUCAAAUAAAACAAGGUUCAUAUACAACAAUUAAUCAAAAUGAAGAAUUAAAAAAUUUAUUAGAAAAAAUUUAUGAAACAAAUCGACGUUUAAUUAAACAUGCAGAUGCUAAAACACAAGCAAUUUUAGAAAAAGAAUUAAAUGAUUUACAUAAAGCAAUUCAUGAUAUUGAUAUUAAUAUUAAACAAAAACGUGAAACACUUGUUACAUUACUCCUUCGAUAUAAUGAACUUGAUCGAACAUUAGAUGAAUUAAGUACUAUUAUAAAAUCAAUUCGUUCACUUCAACAACAAUCAACCGAUGAUUUUGAUCAAUUUCUUGUACAAUGUCAAAAUAAAAAUCGUGAACUUACACAACAUCGAACAGAAUUACAACGUGUUCGACAAGCUAUAACUGAUAUAUCUUCUGAUCUACAUCCUGAUGAUACACGGCAAUUAAUACAAAAAUUAAAUUUACUUGAAAUUCAAUGGACUGAUGCUGAACGUACUUUAACAGUGUUAAUUGAUAGUCUUACAAAACGACGUUCAGAAUAUCAAGAUUUUGAAAAUAAAUUUGUUCGAUUUAUUCAAUGGUUUGAAAAUUUUCUUAAUAAUGAAAUAAGUCAACGAUUAGAUGGUUUAACAAUCCAAUCAACUCUUGAAAUUUUAAAAAAUGAUAUUAGAAAUAUUAUUACAGAUAAAAGAAAAUAUGUUAAUGAAUUAUUAAUUCAAGGACGUCUUUUACAAUCACAAUCAACUGAUCAAACACAAUUACAAACAAUUAAACAAAAAAUUGAACAAUUAGAACAUAUUAUGGAUACUGUUGAACAGCAUGUUGAGAAAAGAAUUAAAAAAACAGAAAUUACUUACAAAAUGUUUAAUGAUUUUGAACAAGGUUUUGAAAAUAUCCGUUCAUGGAUGGAUACAAUUGAAGCAAAUUUACAACGAACAUUAACGACACAAACUGCGAAUGAAUUUCAUAUUCAUCAACAAUCAAUUGCUACAAUCGAAACGGAUAUUGAAAAGCAUAGUACUGUUAUUAGUAAUCUUCUUGCACUUGGUCAUAAUUUAUUAAAUGAAACUGAUAUUUCUCAACGAAAUAUUGAUUCAUUAUCACGUACAAUUCAGACAUUAGAACAACGUUGGUUAUCAUUAAAAGAAUUAAUAAUGAAACGAAAAUUUGAAUUAGAUAAUAUUCAUGUUUCAUGGCGAAGUAUUGAUGAAGCUAUUAAUCGUGUAUCAAAAAUGAUUAGUGAUCAUGAACGUUUUCUAACGGAAGUUAAACGAGCAAGUGGUGAUGGUUUACAAGGUGUUCGUAAUGAAUAUAAAAGUCUUGAGAAUUUUAAAAGAACAUUAGAUCAUGAUGAUAAAGAAAUUCAACAAAUAGCAAAUAGUUAUUCUGAAAUUCUUCGUUUAUAUCCAACAACUGAUUCGAAUAAUGAAAUGCGUAUUAGAAUAAAAGAUCUUAAUCAUCGUUGGGAAACAUUAAAUGGAACAGUUCAUGAAACGCUAAAACAUCUUAAAUAUAUGUUGAGUGUUCAUGGUGAUUUUCAAUUAACUCAAGAUUCAUUAGUACUUUGGUUAACAGAUCUUGAUGUACUUUUAACAAAUCUUGAACAUUUAUCGGAAGCAUCAACAAAUGAAAAAAUUCGACAAUUAGAUGAUAUGGAUCGUGAAAUUCAAGAAAAACAAGCAAAAAUUGAAUAUGUUCAAAAAUGUGCUAAUUAUUUACUUAAUAAAACUGUUGAUGCUCGUGGUUUAACAAUAAAUAUGAAUGAAUUAGCUAAAUUUCUUCAACAAUUAAGAAAUUUAACAAAGCGUAUUAGAAAAUUAAAACAAAAUUUAAUGAAUCCAAGUGAUCAUCAUUUGGAUUUAAUGAGUUCAGCACGUGUUUCACCAGUUCGUACAUCUACAUCACCAACACGUAAACGUUUAGCUUCUCCAUCACCAACAAGAUCUCGAUCUCCAAAUCGUUAUCUUCGUAAUCGAGAUCGUUUUCUUUGUUCAUAUGAUAAAAUUGAAUUGGAUGAUUGUCGUCAACGUGCAGAUAAACUUUUAGCUGAUUUUGAAGAUAUUCUUCUUCAAAUUAAUGCAGAUUUUCGCUCGAAAGAAGAAAGUCUUCAUUCUUCAACACCAAUUGGUAUUCAAAUUGAAAAUUUACCUAUGGAUUUUACUUAUAAUCGAAUAUUAACAUCAUCUCGAAGAAAAAUUGAUACAUUACGUGAAUUUAUUCUUCAAAUAAAACAAGAAUUAGGUGCAUACUUAAUUCAAGAUUUGAAUAAUGAUCCAAUUGUACUUGAUAUCAUGAAUAAAUGGACUCAUUUACAAGUUUUAGCUAAUGAUAAAGAUGAUCAAUUAAAUCAAAAUCAUCAACAAUGGAGACAUUUUAAACGACAAUUAGAAGAUCUUGAACAAUCAGCUCAAGAAUUUACAAAUUCUGAUUAUUUAUUAUCACGAACAAUUUAUUCCAAAUCUGAUGUAAAUCAACGAUUAGAUGAAUUUGAAAUACUUUUAAAAUCAACUAUUGAUUUAGCAGACAAAUUUAAUGAUAAUUCAAAUGAAUGGAUAAUUAUUGAACAUCGUCUUCAAUCAAUAAAAGAUAAAUUUCAAUAUUUAUUAACUAAAUCAAAUCGUCAAUAUCGAGAAUUAAAAAUAAAUACAGAUAUAAAACAUGAAAUAUUAGAAAUAAAUUCUCAAUUAGAUCAUCUUGAAACAUUAGCACAUUCAUUAGAACCAAUUGAUCAUAAUGAAAUAAAUCAAAAUAUAAAUCGAACAAAACUUCAUCGUUUUAUUCGUAUUCAUGAUGAUCUUGAAAUUCUUAAUGAACGUUUAAUUAAGAUUAAUGAUAAUUCAUUAUCGAUUUUAUCACAUGAUCAAAUACGUCAAACAAAUGAUUUUAAAUUAUUAUUUGAUCGUUUAAAUUCAAUAAAACAUAUUGUUAGAAUUUAUCUUGAUCAAUUAGAAAAAUUAUUAGCACAAAAUGAAAUAAAUCAAAAUUUUUCAUUAUCGAAUUUUUCACAAUUACGAACAUCAAAUAAUAAUUUUCCAGUAAAACAAAAAUAA